CCGCCACCACAUCAUCAGUCCGCGUCGGAGAGCUGCCCGCGACGCUCGCUUGCGAGUGCGAUCCCUCAGAUACGCUGCUGGUUUACGGCGUGCCGUAACACGACACGUUUGGAGGGACCAUAGCCGCUACGCGUGUGCCUGGUGCUCUGUGGACACUACAUUUUGUGUAAACUGUGUUGUGACAAUGUACAAGUGCUAAUUUGUCCAGUUUCCGUGUACUAUUUAGGAUUUUGACAACGUAACCAGUUCCGGAUCAGCUCAGCCGUCAGUCGUGAUGAAAGUAGUAAGCUUGCAAUUACCGUCCGGGCCGAGCAUGGAGCGGUUGCCGCUUCCAUUCAGCCCGACGGAACUAUUGUGGCGGUACCCCUUGCCGUGGGCUCCUCCGCCACCCUCUCCUCUUGGUGAUACGAAGGCCCAACUGCCAGCCGGUCUUCCACCAGAACCUAGAUUAUGGACAAGAGAAGACGUAGCAGUAUUCUUAAAAUGGUGUGAAAGAGAGUUUGACUUGCCAAAUUUCGACAUGGAUCUUUUUCAAAUGAAUGGUAAAGCGCUAUGCCUUUUAACUAAAACGGACUUGGGCGAGCGUUGUCCAGGUGCUGGGGAUGUAUUACACAACGUACUACAAAUGUUAGUACGCGACGCUGCACUUUUGGGAAGGGUGCCGUCUUCACCCGUGACUCCUACGGCUCGCGCUGCGCCCUAUCCCCCUUCUCCACAUUCUCACCCACCGACGCCAACAUGGACAGUAGAUGGAUUCCACCAUUUCCACAGCGCUGCUACGGCGGCUGCUCAACCUAACUCUGUGACGCUCAGUCCGGCGCCAUCAGUUGACAGUUCAGGAAGCCCACAACGAGGGGAAGCAGUUAAUUAUGCCCCUCAGUAUGCCCCUUCCGUCCCCAAUGCAGCUCAAGCGGCUAGCUCUGGCAGCAAUCAUUCCGAUUCUGAUGAGGAAGCCCAAUUCGUCCCACCACCACGGUCACCUAAGGAAGUUCCAUUGACAAAUCCCGCGCCGCAAACGCAUCAGGCGCCACAACAUUCUCACUACCGAGCUCAGCACAGGGAAUUUUUCCCCAACGACAUGCCAGAAUCCAACACAAAUGGAAGAUUAUUAUGGGACUUCUUGCAACAACUCCUAAAUGACCCAACUCAAAGAUACACGAAUUACAUCGCGUGGAAGAACCGGGAAACCGGAGUUUUUAAGAUCGUAGAUCCCGCUGGACUAGCUAAACUAUGGGGCAUUCAAAAAAAUCAUCUUUCCAUGAACUACGAUAAAAUGUCGCGCGCUCUUCGAUACUACUACCGUGUCAAUAUAUUACGGAAAGUCCAAGGCGAAAGACAUUGUUAUCAAUUUUUGAGAAAUCCUACGGAACUGAAGAACAUCAAGAAUAUUUCGCUUCUACGGCAACAAAUGAGCCCUACCCGAGUAGUGCCACAAUCUGUCGUGAAGACUGAAAUGAAGGAAGAACGUUGUGAAGAAGAAACAGUGGAUGAGGAUAUGCCGACAGAUUUAAGUAUGGCGGCGUCUGAGCCAUGGCGGAAACGUGCGCGAUCGGAUCCAGCUGCCGCCCAGCCGUUGCCGUCGCAGCACGACAAACACCGCAUCAGCGCGCUCAUCGGCGACAACAUGAUGAUGAAACGUGAAGCUGAAUACGCUACUGAACAUUACGCACUUAACUUAAAAAGUGAAAAAUGUGAACAAUGAUUUUAUCAGACUUAACAUUGAGAACUCUUACAGAGUGAUAGACUUAUCAUGCAUGUCUCUAUUCAGUGUGCAAACGGCUCCACCCACUAAUUUCUAGUCAAGAUCUUCUCAGUGUUAGUACUUUGAGUUGUCCUAUAAAGAUUACAAAUAAAUAAUAACUGAGAGUACCUUGACAGAUUUAGAAUGGUUUUUGGAGUUAAACAGGGUAUGGACCUAAAAUGCCUUUGUGCCAAGUGAUUUUUUAUACCUAAUAGUGUCAAUUACCUAUAUAGUUAGCAAAGGACAAGAUUUUAUUUUGUGUUAAAGUCAUAGAAACUAUAUUAAGAUUUUGUGCAAUGGACUCGCAUGUUGCGAUACCUAUUGUUGCCAAAAUUCAUCUAUCUUUACGAGUGUGUUCUACACACUCAUUAUUGCAUUUGAGUAAUUUAAUUAUAGGUGUAUAUUUUAUAUUUUGGUUUUGAAUUUGCUAAAAAGAUUAUUGAUUACUAAAACAAUUAUUAAACAAAGAAUUAUUUUUUUAUAGUCGUAGAUAGUGUCUUCCAUUGAUUCUUUUUGGCAAAUCAUUUCAAUUGUAGCAUGUGGAAAAAUCAAGCUACUGUUACACCUACCACACAAACAAUAUUUGGAAGCAGCUAUAAAGGAUUUGAUGUUUUAAUUUAUCACAAUGUUGUUUAAAUAACAUAACUGUAAAAGACAAUAAAUCAUCAAAAUAAUUUACAUAAUUGCCUUCAAAUCAAUAAAAAGAUCCGCUGUGAUAAAAAAUUAAAGUGGUAGAAAUAAUAGGAUAUGCUAGGGCUUUUACUAAGAUUUCCAGCUACAAUUUUCUGUGAUCUCUUUUAUCGAUGUAGGUAAAUGUCAUAGAGUAAAAUAUUAUUGUAAAUAUUAGUUUUAUUAUAUAGAUAGGUAGGUAGACAGGUAAGUAGGUGAGCUAGAUUAAGAAACGGACUGUAAAAAGAAUGUAUGUAUGAUUUGUAAAACAAAAAAUGGAGCUUUAUCAAAGUACCUAUUAUAACAAUAAGUUUUAUUACAACAUGUUUGUAUUUUUACAAUAAUUUCUAUAUGGCUCUCAUGCCAUUAAUUCCAACAUUGUUGUACACAAUAUUCUCAUCAUGGAGUUUGAAAUAAAAAAUAUUGUGUCAGAUUUAUUAUAAUUUAAAUAAAAAAUGUUAUCCUGGA
This is a messenger RNA of Manduca sexta (tobacco hornworm), 2878 nucleotides long. RefSeq names its product ets DNA-binding protein pokkuri (gene aop). Lineage: Eukaryota; Metazoa; Arthropoda; Insecta; Lepidoptera; Sphingidae. Gene Ontology annotation, biological process: cell differentiation; regulation of transcription by RNA polymerase II. Gene Ontology annotation, molecular function: DNA-binding transcription factor activity, RNA polymerase II-specific; sequence-specific DNA binding. The record is from RefSeq and is a predicted model, not a curated record. The transcript has 5 exons. Gene Ontology annotation, cellular component: nucleus. Bases 275 to 1702 code for a protein of 475 amino acids.